Sungouiella intermedia is the source of this 1308-nucleotide messenger RNA. The record is from the annotation of a GenBank genome assembly. NCBI's taxonomy places the organism in Eukaryota, Fungi, Ascomycota, Pichiomycetes, Serinales, Metschnikowiaceae.
AUGUCGGACGGAGCAGCAGAAAAGAGCAUCGAGAUCUGGAAGAUCAAGAAGUUGAUUAAGUCCCUCGAGUUGGCCAGAGGUAACGGUACCUCUAUGAUCUCGUUGAUCAUCCCACCAAAGGGCCAGAUUUCCUUGACCCAGAAGAUGUUGACUGAAGAAUAUGGUACAGCCUCCAACAUUAAGUCGCGUGUCAACAGAUUGUCUGUGUUGUCCGCCAUCACUUCGACCCAACAGAAGUUGAAAUUGUACACACACGUUCCAAAGAAUGGAUUGGUGAUCUACUGUGGUGAUGUCAUCACUGACGAAGGUAAGGAGAAGAAAUUGAACAUCGAUUUUGAGCCAUUCAAGCCAAUCAACACAUCGCUUUACUUGUGUGACAACAAGUUCCAUGUGGAGGCACUUUCGGAGUUGUUGCAAGACGACGACAGAUUUGGUUUUAUCAUCAUGGACGGUAACGGAGCCCUUUUCGGUGCCGUUUCUGGUAACAACAGAGAGGUUUUGCACAAGUUCACGGUGGAUUUACCCAAGAAGCACGGAAGAGGUGGUCAGUCUGCCCUUCGUUUCUCCCGUUUGAGAGAGGAAAAGAGACACAACUAUGUGAGAAAAGUUGCUGAAACGGCAGUGCAGAACUUCAUUGAGCAGGACAAGGUCAGUGUCAAGGGAUUGAUUUUGGCCGGUUCUGCCGACUUCAAGAACGAAUUGUCCAAGUCUGAUUUGUUUGACCCUCGUUUGCAGGCUAAGGUGUUGAAGAUUGUGGAUGUUUCUUAUGGUGGAGAGAACGGUUUCAACCAAGCCAUUGAGCUUUCGGCAGAGACCUUGGCCAAUGUUAAAUUCGUCCAGGAGAAGAAGUUGUUGAACCAAUACUUCGACGAGAUUUCUCAGGACUCCGGCAAAUACUGUUACGGUAUCGAGGACACCUUGAAGGCUUUGGACCUUGGUGCCUGUGAGAUUGUCAUUGUUUACGAGAAUUUGAACACUGUCCGUUACACUUUGAAGGACAGCGAAGACAACGAGGUGGUGGUCAACGCCAACCCGGAGUUGCCAGACAAGUCCUACAUGUUGGACAAGGCCACUGGUGCCGAGAUGGAGAUCAUCAAGGAGGAGAUGUUCUUGGAGUGGUUGGCAGAGAACUACAAAAGCUUUGGUGCUACACUUGAGUUCGUCACCGACAGAUCCUCGGAGGGUGCACAGUUCGUGCAAGGAUUUGGUGGUAUCGGUGCACUUUUGAGAUAUAAGGUGAACUUCGAACAGUUGGCGGAUGAGUCUGAUGACGACGAGUAUUAUGAUGAUGAUGACGAUUCCUUCAUC